CCUUCAGGUAGGAGGUAUUCCCUCACUGCUCUGUGCUUAAAUACCCCACGUCCUCCAAUUUUCGGAAGGGGUAUCCGGUGGAGGAGCGAAAAACCCCCCCAAACGGCUAUAAUUGACGUUACAAAGACAGAUAUGAUUGUAAUAGCAGAGAGCGCAAUAGACAGACAUCUUUGGGCCUUAAAGAUCGUAGCUUUGUAGGGUUCGACUCUCUAUUUCCCCAGAUUUUCACUGCAAUCUAGUCCUUUGUUUUCUUCAAGGGGUUUUCGCUGGGCUGCUUUUUGCCCAGGGAUUCAUCAGGGAGGAAGUUCUCCUUGUUUUCAUUUUCAGAGUGAACCUCACCAUGUCUGAUGGGUAUUCUAAUUCGAAGAAGACUGACGACAUCUGCGAGGAUGUUUGUGGUCAGUUGAUGGAUUGGCGCUCUCAUUGACAGGCUCCCCCCACCCCUCUGCUUCAAAAUCCUCAGGGUACAUAUGCAGUGUUGAGCAUGUCAAGACUUCGCUGUAUUUUAAGAGGGCUACACCUCAAUGUGUUGCUGCUUUUAUUUGUGUUCAUUCCAGCCGGCAUCUUUGUUAUCUACCUGCAUGGGCAGAAAAUAACAUACUUCUUGAGACCACUUUGGGAAUCUCCUCCAAAGCCCUUCCAUGAAAUUCCUCACUAUUAUCAUGAGAAUGUAUCGAUGGAGACACUUUGUAGACUUCAUGGUUGGGGAAUUCGUGAAUCACCCCGACGAGUUUUUGAUGCUGUCUUGUUCAGUAAUGAACUCGACAUCCUUACCAUUCGUUGGCAAGAAAUGAGUCCGUACGUGACACAGUUUGUGCUUCUUGAAUCAAACUCAACAUUUACAGGAAUGCCCAAACCGUUGGUUUUUGCUACCAACAGGGAGAAAUUCAGUUUUGCUGAGCCCCAACUGACGUAUGGGGUCAUUGGAGGAAGAUUUAAGAAGGGGGAGAAUCCUUUUGUUGAAGAAGCAUAUCAAAGGGUGGCCCUGGACCAGCUUCUGAGGAUAUCAGGUAUAGAAGAUGAUGAUCUCUUGAUCAUGUCUGAUGUUGAUGAGAUUCCUAGCGCCCACACAAUCAAUCUCUUGAGAUGGUGCAAUGACAUUCCACCUAUUCUUCAUCUGCAAUUGAGGAAUUACCUGUACUCUUUUGAGUUCUAUCUAGACAACAAAAGCUGGAGAGCAUCGGUCCAUCGAUACCAGAGGGGUAAGACUAGGUAUGCCCACUUUAGACAAUCUGAAGUCUUGUUAUCAGAUGCUGGUUGGCAUUGUAGCUUUUGUUUCCGCCGUAUCAGUGAGUUCGUAUUCAAGAUGAAAGCGUACAGCCAUUAUGAUCGCGUGAGGUUCCCUCAUUACCUGAACCCGGAUAGGAUUCAGGACGUGAUAUGCAAAGGAGCUGACCUGUUCGACAUGCUUCCUGAGGAGUACACAUUUAAGGAAAUUAUUGGGAAGAUGGGACCGAUUCCUCAUUCUUUCUCAGCAGUACAUCUUCCAGCAUAUUUGUUGAAUAAUGCGUCGAAAUACAAGUAUUUGUUGCCUGGUAAUUGCAGAAGAGAAAGUGGCUGACUUUGAAAUUGUGAUGUUUCCUUGAAGAUUGGAGAUUGAUAGUGUAUACGGCCAAGACCAGCUCUAUUGAAAUGAUAAUGAUUCACAGCUUUGAAUUUAGGCUCAUUCUUUAGAGAUAGACUGGGACGAAAUUUCAGAAUUUUAAGAGGAAGCUCUAUAAUAUUCAUUGACUGGGGCCUUGUAACAGCACUGUAAGAUUUGAGCCUUUCAGUUUUUUUUUUUUUUUGGGGGGGGGGGGGUAGAUGUAAUGAGAAAUAGUGUUGUGGCUUUUGACAAGCCUUUGUAUCUUCCCUUUAAUAUUAAGUAGCAUGAGAUUUCCCCAAUGUUUUCUCAUGGGAAUUUGUAUUGGCUUGGUAACGUUAUUGGAGUUUUGAUAAACUCAACUGAGGCUUGUGUCGUGAGGUAUGCCAGUGGUAUCCUAGUGGAGUUUCAUUUGGGUUGAUGUUUUUUCCAAUUAUAUCUUUUCAAAGAUUUGGAGGAAUUUGGAUGGCUGGGUCCAUUUCAUGG
Messenger RNA from Prosopis cineraria, 2068 nucleotides. RefSeq lists its product as uncharacterized. Gene Ontology annotation, biological process: protein N-linked glycosylation; N-acetylglucosamine metabolic process. The transcript is spliced from 3 exons. NCBI's taxonomy places the organism in Eukaryota, Viridiplantae, Streptophyta, Magnoliopsida, Fabales, Fabaceae. Gene Ontology annotation, cellular component: membrane. The record is from RefSeq and is a predicted model, not a curated record. Gene Ontology annotation, molecular function: beta-1,4-mannosylglycoprotein 4-beta-N-acetylglucosaminyltransferase activity. Bases 485 to 1561 code for a protein of 358 amino acids.